AUGACAACGGUUUGUUUUCUUCCCUUCUCCCAUCCAGAGUACAAGAAGAAGUAUGGGGAGGAGCACGGCUCGUGCCAGGCGGGAAUUGCAGGGUUCUUCACCGAGGAGCUGGUCAUCAUGGGGGCACCGGGAUCUUAUUAUUGGACAGGAACUGUCAAAGUACUGAAUCUCACUGACAACACAUACUACAAGCUGAAUGACGAUGCUGUGAUAGCCAGGCGGUACACGUACCUUGGAUAUGCGGUGACGGCAGGUCAUUUCUCUCAGCCGACUACCACGGAUGUUGUAGGAGGAGCUCCCCAGGACGGAGGCAUUGGAAAGGUUUAUAUUUUCAGAACAGACAGACGGUCAGGCUCUCUAAUAAAGAUAUUUCAGGCUUCAGGAAAAAAGAUGGGCUCUUACUUUGGCUCCUCCUUAUGUGCAGUUGAUCUGAACUCUGACGGGCUGUCAGACCUGCUGGUCGGAGCACCUAUGUUUUCUGAGAUCAGAGAUGAGGGUCAAGUCACGGUCUAUAUCAACAGAGGAAACGGAGUGCUGGAAGAGCAGCUUGUCCUGGACGGUGACGGUGCCUACAAUGCACACUUUGGAGAGAGCAUGGCCGCCCUCAGCGACAUCGAUGAUGAUGGCUUCCCAGAUGUUGCCAUUGGAGCGCCUCAGGAGGAUAACUACAUAGGAGCAGUGUACAUUUACCAUGGGGACGCCAGUGGUAUUGUACCUCAGUACUCUAUGAAGCUGUCUGGGCAAACAAUAAACCCCAUGCUGCGGAUGUUCGGCCAAUCCAUAUCAGGGGGAGUUGAUAUGGAUGGCAAUGGUUAUCCAGAUAUGACUGUUGGAGCCUUCUUGUCAGACAAUGUGGUACUUCUGAGAUCCAGGCCUGUCAUUACCAUGGACAUCUCCAUUUUCUUGCCCGUGUCCAUCAACAUCACAGCUCCUCAGUGCCAUGAUGGCUUGCAGCCGGUGAACUGCCUCAAUGUCACAGCAUGCUUUCGCUUCAGUGGCAAGCGUGUUCCUGGAGAAAUAGGUUUGAAUUAUAACUUGACUGCUGAUGUGGCAAAGAAGGAAAAGAGCCAGCAACCCAGAGUUUACUUUGUGACUUCUGGAGAGACAGCGGUGCAGAUCACAGAGAAGUUGCAGCUGUCAUACAUGCAGGAAAAGUGUGAGCAUUACUUAGCGUAUGUCAAGAAAAGAGUCAAAGACGUCAUAUCUCCAAUUGUAUUUGAAGCUGCAUACAGCCUUGGGGAACAUGUCAUAGAAAGAGGUAAAGAGGACAAGGAACUACCAGCUCUCAAGCCCAUUCUCCGUUGGAAGAAAGGACAGAAGAUAGCGCAAAGGAAUCAGACUGUUUUUGAGAGGAACUGUCAAUCUGAUGACUGUGCUGCUGAUUUGAAACUUCAGGGUAAAUUAUUACUGUCUAGUGUUGAUGACAGAACUGCUUACCUGGCCCUGGGAGCAGUGAGGAACAUCUCACUUAACAUUUCCAUUUCUAACGUUGGGGAUGAUGCCUACGACACCAAUGUUUUCUUCAAUUUUUCUGGGGAGCUCUUCUUCAUUAAAAUGUGGCAAAAGGAGGAGCUCGGCAUUGCCUGUGAGUUGCUGGAGUCAGACUUCCUCAAGUGCAGCGUGGGAUUUCCCUUCAUGAGAUCGAAAUCUAGGUACGAGUUCAGCGUGAUCUUUGACACAAGCCAUUUGUCUGGGCAGGAAGAAACGCUUACCUUCCUUGUCACUGCCCAAAGUGGAAACCUAGAGCGCACUGAAUCUCUGCAUGAUAAUACUCUAACCCUGUCGGUGCCCCUGAUGCAUGAAGUGGACUCAUCUAUCAGUGGAGAAGUCUUCCCUACUUCAUUCUUCUACGGUGAUUCUGUGGAACCAUCCAACUUCAUUCAGUUGGAAAACAAUGAAUGCCUUUUCCAGUCUCUCAACUUUACACUGCAGGUUUACAAUGCUGGACCAAGCACUCUCCCUGGAGCUUUUCUUGACAUUUCAUUUCCAAACCGCCUCUCAGCCACUGGAGCUGAAAUAUUUCACGUUCAGCAGAUGAUGGUUGGUCAGGACAAAGGAAGCUGUUCUUUUCACAGAAACCCCAGCCCAUGUGUCGUUCCUCAAGAGAAUGAAAAUAUUUUCCACACAAUAUUUGCUUUUUUCACAAAGUCUGGCAGAAAAGUAUUGGACUGUGAAAGACCAGGCAGGUACUGCUUAAUUAUACGCUGCAACUUAAGCUCAUUAGCAAAAGCAGAGUCCUGUGAUAUAAGUAUCUACACACUGCUGAAUACUGAGAUACUGAAGAAGGACAGUUCAUCAGUCAUCCAGUUUGUCACAAGGGCGAGGGUGCGGGUAGACCCUGACCUCAGAGUUGUGGAGGUGCCCAAUGGGAGCCCAGAAGAAAAACCAGUGGUCUUUGAGGCUUUGCACAAUCUGGAGCCUCGGGGGUAUGUUGUCGGAUGGAUCAUUGCCAUCAGUUUGCUGGUGGGAAUUCUCAUCUUCCUGUUGCUGGCUGUGCUCUUAUGGAAG
Charadrius vociferus (killdeer) is the source of this 2508-nucleotide messenger RNA. It is a transcript of the gene ITGA9, whose product is annotated as integrin, alpha 9. The annotation marks the transcript as partial. Lineage: Eukaryota; Metazoa; Chordata; Aves; Charadriiformes; Charadriidae. Gene Ontology annotation, cellular component: integrin complex; external side of plasma membrane. Gene Ontology annotation, biological process: integrin-mediated signaling pathway; cell-cell adhesion; cell adhesion mediated by integrin. Gene Ontology annotation, molecular function: integrin binding. The record is from RefSeq and is a predicted model, not a curated record. The transcript is spliced from 23 exons.